Messenger RNA from Panicum virgatum (switchgrass), 1608 nucleotides. Its product is annotated as S-type anion channel SLAH2-like. The record is from RefSeq and is a predicted model, not a curated record. Lineage: Eukaryota; Viridiplantae; Streptophyta; Magnoliopsida; Poales; Poaceae. Bases 1 to 1608 code for a protein of 535 amino acids. Gene Ontology annotation, molecular function: voltage-gated monoatomic anion channel activity. Gene Ontology annotation, biological process: transmembrane transport; intracellular monoatomic ion homeostasis. The transcript has a single exon. Gene Ontology annotation, cellular component: membrane.
AUGGCGGCGUCCAGCGAGAGCACUCAAAUGGCAGGACCGGACGAGGUGAAGAUCGACGUGCACGACCGCGAUGCCGGCGUGCCCACCGACGCCGACCUCGAUGUCUCCGAGGAGGCGAAUAAGCAGGUGCGGUUCCACCCGCAGCCGACGAUCACGAUCAGGAGCGAGGAACCGCCGGAGCAGGAGCAGACGACCACGCUGGCGCGCAGCGAUAGCAUGCGAGACCGGCGGUUCGACCACUUCAAGACCUUCGCCGGGCGCCUGGAGCGGCAGCUCUCCAGCCUCCGAGGAGGGUCGCGUCACCCGUCCGACGACAACGAGCCCGGCGAGUCCAAGCUCUCCGAGGACGACACCGACGACGACGAGGUCCCCACCGCCGACCGGUACUUCGCCGCCCUCGAGGGCCCCGAGCUCGAGACGCUCCGGCCGACGGAGGUGCCGGUGCUGCCCGAGGACGAGACGUGGCCGUUCCUGCUGCGGUUCCCCAUCAGCGCGUUCGGGAUGUGCAUGGGCGUGAGCAGCCAGGCGAUGCUGUGGAAGACGCUGGAGCUGGAGAACUCCACGGCGUUCCUCCACGUCAACCGCGACGUCAACGGCGCCUUCUGGUGGCUCUCCGUCGCCCUCAUGGGCCUCGUCUCCGCCACCUACCUGCUCAAGGUCGUCUUCUACUUCGAGGCCGUCCGCCGCGAGUUCCACCACCCCAUCCGCGUCAACUUCUUCUUCUCGCCGUGGAUCGCAUGCCUGUUCCUCGUCAAGGGCCUGCCGGAGCCGGUGGGGACGGUCCACCACGUGGUGUGGUACGUGCUGAUGGCGCCGCUCUUGGUCCUGGACCUCAAGGUGUACGGGCAGUGGAUGUCGGGCGGCGAGUGGCGGCUGUCCCGGGUGGCGAACCCGACGAGCCACCUCGCCGUCGUCGGCAACUUUGUCGGCGCGCUGCUGGGCGCCCGGAUGGGGCUCCGCGAGGCUGCCAUCUUCUUCUUCGCCGUGGGGCUCGUGCACUACGUGGUGCUGUUCGUGACGCUGUACCAGCGGCUCCCCACCAACGUGCCGCUGCCCAGGGAGCUCCACCCGGUGUUCUUCCUCUUCAUCGCGACCCCGAGCGUGGCCUCCGUGGCCUGGGCCAGGAUCUGCGGCGAGUUCGGCCACGGCGCCAAGGUCGCCUACUACAUCUCGCUCUUCCUCUACCUGUCGCUGGUGGUGCGCGUCAAGUUCUUCAGGGGGGUCCGCUUCUCGCUGGCGUGGUGGGCCUACACGUUCCCGAUGACCAGCGCCGCCAUCGCGACGGCGGUCUUCGCGUCGGAGGUGAAGAACGUGCUGACGCAGGCGCUGGCGGUGGUGCUCGCCGGCGUCGCGUCGGUGACAAUGGCGGCCGUGCUGGCAGCGACCAUGUACCACGCGUUCGUGCGCAGGGACCUGUUCCCGAACGACGUGUCCAUCGCCAUCAGGCGGCGGCCCAAGGCCAAGUUCGGCAAGAUCCUCGCGCGCCUCAGGACCUCCAGCGCGGACCUCAAGGAGCUCGUCUCCAGGCACGCCGGCUCGGAGACGAGCAGCUUCAGCGAGCCACCCAGCCCGAUGGUGUACGACGGCCGGGGCAGGGCAGAGCCGUAG